UCCAGUACUUUAUUGUAACAUGUUCAUGUCUUUUUUUAGAUUAAUAACAAAAAUUAGUUUGAAUCUGCUCGGGUGUGCUUAUAUAUUUAAAGAUAAAACAUUUAUCAGAUCAUUCCGCGCCCACUCAAGCAUUUCUGCCUACGCCCAUGACCUCUUCUUGGUCGCGUUAUAAACAAACGCCUUCGAGUCUUGCUCUUAAUUUAAAAUGGAAACUUGCGGACUUAUUUGUGUAAGCGGGGACUACGAGAAGUUCCUGAUGCGCUGCUCCCACUGCCCCACGGAUGUGGAGGUGGCCCAGUGGCAGGAGUUCGUGCUGCACAUCCGGAAUAUGCACAGCAAUGUGAGGCCCGUUGAAGACGAGAUCAGCAAAAGUGAAAGAGCUGAGGCUGAAGAAGGUGAUGUGGAAUUUGUGAAGUUGAAGCCAGCAGAGGAACCCCUAACGGAAGAAGAUGAUGAAAUGAAUGACCAGGAAAAGGAAUCGGAGGACGAGGAGGACGUCAAUGAGGCAGUUGAAGGAGAGGAGGUUGGUUCAUCGAUGGACGCGACAGAGGAGUCUAAUCCUUCAGAGGCCACUGAUUACGAGGAAUCCGACGAGGAGGAGGAACCUAGAAAAUGUCCUUACAAAAAGGAGAAUGGACCCGUAUAUAAGUUCAAUCCAUCCUUCUUUCGGCUGGAUCCCCGAACGCAGAAGUUCAUAGAGAUCUACAAAGGACACCCAUGCCUCUGGGAUACCGCCCAUAGCGAGUACAAGGAACCCAGGAAAUGCAAGGAAGCUUUGAAGCAGAUAAUUGCUGAUUUGGAGUCGACGGUGGCUAUAUUCUUUAACGAGAUUUCCCUGAAAAUGGCCAUCAAGAAGAUACACGUGCAGUUCCAAACCGUUCACAAGCGAGUGCUAUCUGGAAAACAAAAACCUCACUCGUUGCCCUUCAAGAUUUACACUUUAUGCAGCUUCCUGAAGGAUAGCAUGGAGGAGGAGGCGGAGGCCAACCGAACUGAAAAGAUCAAGCUGGAUUUCUCCGAGAAAAACAAGCUGACCACUGACCUGAUAGAGAAGUAUGCCAAUUUUCCCCAGCUGUAUGACUCCACGCACAAGGAUUUCUCCAACAUGAGCUCUCGAAAACAGGCCUACGAGAGCAUGGCCUCGGAGAUCUCAGUGCCCAAUGAGGACAUCAACAGCGAUGACAUCCUUCGCGCCAUCCAGACUCUACGCCAGUGGUACUACAGGACCACCAAGCAUCCCAUUAAUGCUGGAGGCGGGGCCGAGACAUUCUACCUGGAGAUGUGCCGGUUCAUGCCUCCCAAGAUGUUCAAGCAGCGGUUGGUCUGCGAGCAUUGCAACCAGGCCACGUCCUCGGAUUACGUCCUGCAGGCACACAUCUUCAAGGAGCACAACAUCGGCGAGUUGCCGUUCAAGUGCUCGCUGUGCGACCGAAGUUUUGCCGGACGUGCCGAAUUGACGACUCACGUUCAAAGGGUCCACAUCGGCAAGACCCGCCAAUGCACCUACUGCGAGAUGACGUUUUCGGUUAUUUCGGACCUGCGACUGCACAUCCGCACGCAUACGGGUCACAAGCCGUACAUCUGCGAGCACUGCGGCAAGGCAUUCCGGCUGAGGUCCCAAAUGACGCUUCAUGUCACGGCCAUUCACAAAAAGCUGCGGGCUUUCAAGUGCACGAUGUGCCCCAAGGACUUUGUGAAAAAGGUGCACCUUACAGACCACAUCAAGGGCCAUCUUAACAUUCGCGACAAAAUCUGCAGCAUGUGCGGCAAGGGUUUCACCAGCUGUCAUUCCCUGAUUCGCCAUCGGCAGAUCCAUUCGGAGGUGAAGAAGUUCGUCUGCAAGGUCUGCGACGCCAGAUUCUCGCAGUUUGUAGGUCUCAAUAGCCACAUGAAGCGCACCCACAACAUUGUCCGCAACAAUGCACAAAAGGCAAAAGAGGAAGGGGAAUCGGACCACUAACGUCGGUUAAAAAAAGUAUUUGGCAAGGGUAACAUAGGAUUUGUACGCAGUUUGAAAGCUUCAUUUUUAGAUACUUUCCAAAAGGCGAAGCUGCAUAAAUGUAGCUUUUCUAAAAAUGUAACUUGAAUUUUUAUUUAACGUGGUAUAUGGUAGACAACGGUAGAUUCAUUAAAUUCUUAUUUCUUUA
Drosophila biarmipes is the source of this 2147-nucleotide messenger RNA. Its product is annotated as zinc finger protein 431. Gene Ontology annotation, biological process: regulation of transcription by RNA polymerase II. Bases 206 to 1960 code for a protein of 584 amino acids. The record is from RefSeq and is a predicted model, not a curated record. NCBI's taxonomy places the organism in Eukaryota, Metazoa, Arthropoda, Insecta, Diptera, Drosophilidae. Gene Ontology annotation, molecular function: RNA polymerase II cis-regulatory region sequence-specific DNA binding; DNA-binding transcription activator activity, RNA polymerase II-specific. Gene Ontology annotation, cellular component: nucleus. The transcript is spliced from 3 exons.